This is a messenger RNA of Capsicum annuum, 1193 nucleotides long. RefSeq lists its product as uncharacterized. The transcript has 2 exons. Lineage: Eukaryota; Viridiplantae; Streptophyta; Magnoliopsida; Solanales; Solanaceae. The record is from RefSeq and is a predicted model, not a curated record. Bases 496 to 879 code for a protein of 127 amino acids.
CCGACUUUUAAAUCCAAGAAAGAUUUUGCCUUAUACAUAACUAAGAAUAUAGAAAGUAGAAUUUAACAAAUAUGUACAUACCUAGAAACACUUGUAGAAACUCAAAUAAGGCUAAGCAAACAACUAUUACACAAAUCUCAUUUAAGUUGAGGAGCUACUAAUAUUUUUUACCACAAUUUUGCCUAAAUGCUAUGGAAAGUCACGGAACCAUUUCCCCUCUUUGAUUUUAGUCUUGCUUUCUACAUCGCCAAAUUCACGAAAGCAGAAAGCAUCUCUUAAGUUCUGCAGAAUGGUCCAUGGUUCAUUAAUGGACAAUAUUUGUCAAUUAAGAAAUGGAAACCGAAUUUUAUCCCUGAGAAUGAAAAAUUCACCUAUUCUGUAGUUUGGGUGGGUCUUCUACAACUUCCAAUGGAAUUAUACUUGCGAAAAUUGGCAAUGCCAUUGGCAAGCUAGUAAAGGUCGAUGCAUGUACUAGCUCAACGUUAAGAGGAAGAUAUGUCCGUCUUUGCGUACGAAUCCCCAUGGAUGAAUAUCCAAAUUGGUAACCAUACACAACCAAUCUUGUAUGAGGAAGAGGGCUCUCUUUGUGUUAAAUGUGGUCUUUUUGAUCAUAUUAAGGAUACCUGUCAUUACUCCCACCCGCAAGCUACGACCGACAAAACAAAUCAAGAGAGUUCUUCAUCAAAAACUCCAGUACUAGAUCUCGCAAAUCCACUUCGUGAAUGGCAAACUGUCAAAUUUUUGCCGAAACAUAGACCUUUUGGUGGGAAAAAGACAACCACGACACCAACAAUGGACAAAAUGACUCAAUCAAAUUCCAAGACUGCAACUACUAUAGUAACAAAUAGUAAUAAUAAUACUGGGAUUUUUGCAGUUUGAUGUGUCCGACAACUGCAUCAGAAAAAUAUGGAGAGAACUGACUAUCUGGAAUGAAAUCCUGAAUGAACAUUGAUUUAGUCGGACUAACAACUAUGAGAGAAAGUAAAUACACAGGUGCUGUUAAACCUUCCAUGAUUGCGUCUAUCUUGGCUUGAGCAGAUUUUGAAAUUCUACUUGAAUAAUCAUCAUAAAAGAACAAAUUUGGUUUAUAAUGUAAGUUUUGAUUUAACAUGUUAGUGAAACCGAUGACAUGCAAAAGAGAUUUUAUCAUAUAUGUAUUUGUUAAUAAAUUAAAGAACAUAAUUAUUUUCAGU